Messenger RNA from Anoplophora glabripennis (Asian longhorned beetle), 1441 nucleotides. RefSeq lists its product as uncharacterized. The transcript is spliced from 8 exons. Lineage: Eukaryota; Metazoa; Arthropoda; Insecta; Coleoptera; Cerambycidae. The record is from RefSeq and is a predicted model, not a curated record. Bases 139 to 1332 code for a protein of 397 amino acids.
CGUAUAGUAGACCGCCGUCGCGUUUGUAUGUGUUUAUGCCAGUGAAUUCCGUGUUAUUAAUAUUAAUUUACUAUUCAUAGAAGUAAGCAUGUUAGCUAAUGACGAGGCCGAUUUGGAGGAUUAUUACAGCCUCUGGAGAUGAAACUCUCCACUCUCUGUUUAAUGCUACUCUUAUAUACGCCUUUGCCUUCGCGAGGACAACGACUCGUACCACCAAGGAAGUACCACUCAGACGACGAAGAAGACCAUGCCGACUACACUGAUGAUGUCGAUGAAGAGGUCUUUAUUCAAAGAAACGUCACAGAUGAGAAGGGCCUUUCGGUGGGAGCUUCCUGUGAAUUUACCUGCAGCCCUAAACUCAUGCAUGUAUACUGCAAUCCUAUUAGCGGAUUGUGUGAAUGUGAGAAGAAAUAUCCAGUCAAACUCAACAACCCCUAUGCAGGUUGCAGCAAACCCAAGAGACUGGGAGACCAGUGCUACUACAAGGAAGCUUGCGAGUAUACCGACCAGCACUCUUCCUGCAUUCAAAUCCACCACAACGCCAUAUGCCAGUGUAAAAAUGGAUACCAUUCCGUAUCUAUUCAGAAACCUUCGAAAAGAGUAUUUUGUGCUGAGGACGUUGUCAUCAUAACAUCAGAUUUCUCCACAUUUGCUGGAGUUCUAUCUGGAAUAGCUGUACUAUCAGGGCUUAUAUGUUUCGUGCUUCAUUUAUUUAAUCAGAAUUUGUACGGAACUCGCCACCAUCGGCAUAGAUUUGGUAAUGCAAAUUUGGCACCGCCUAUUUUAUUUUCUAGCGAUCCAGGAUCCUUACCGUUGCCUAUCAUCGACCGAAGUCUGACGUCCCGAGCGUCGAGCCAUCGAACCUUCGCGUCCAUGCCGUCGCGACGGGCCAGCAGUGCCCCUGGGUGUCGCGGCAUUUCUGUGUCCGCCUCCCGUGCAGGUGCGGCCCGUGCCGCCGCCAUCUUGCUGCUCUCCUACUGUCACGUGGCCCCCUACGAAGUCUCGUGUCAUGAGAGAGCUGAUACCAAAUUCGGAUCUAGGAGACCAAGCAUUGCGUCAGUGCACAGCUCCAGUUCUAUAAGGAGCUACAGCGCUAGAAGGUAUGAAAGGGAGAGAAUGCAAAAAGAAGAGAGAGAAAUGGAGCGUAGGUACUCAAAGAUGACUAGAUCCAGUUCUACAACGCGUAUCGCGCCUACACCUAGUCCCCAUUCCACUGAUGAUUUGCUGCCUACUCUGGAAGAGGACAAACAAAUUCCCCCGUUAGCAAUGAAGGAAGAAUCUUCAUCCAGUUUCCACGAAGAAAUGCCAUCAACUUCCAAGCAGUAUCCGUAAUGAACUGUUUUAAUAUUGAAUGGACUGAAAAAAAAAGUUUUUUAUUAUUGGCCUAUUAUAAGUGAAGCAGUGUUAAGUGUAUCAUUGUAUUUUCUAGAUUUAAAACAUG